AUGGCUGAUGUUCAAAUCCCUGUUACCAAUGACCCUCUUGCCGCUAGUCCUACUCAUACAUAUUACAACGGCCGAAGCCCUCCAGAUGUCGCGUCCAAGACUUUAGCGGCUGGUAUGGGCCACUCUGCUACCGGCAGUCCAACCUUCCACAUUGGCUCCGAGUCGUUGGAUAUGUUUAGCACCUCUCAUAGCUUCGUAGGUGUUUUGACGGGCCGUCCAUACGCCCCCAGUUGUGUACCUGAUGUUUUACACGGCACCAAUCUCUUCAUGACUCGGCCAGACCGGAAGAGCAUUGGCUGCGGGGAGGAUAAGAUCAGAAAGAAGCCGGCGGCCAUAGAGGAGCUCGAAGUGUAG
This is a messenger RNA of Exophiala xenobiotica, 354 nucleotides long. RefSeq lists its product as uncharacterized. Lineage: Eukaryota; Fungi; Ascomycota; Eurotiomycetes; Chaetothyriales; Herpotrichiellaceae. The transcript has a single exon. The record is from RefSeq and is a predicted model, not a curated record. Bases 1 to 354 code for a protein of 117 amino acids.